Messenger RNA from Nyctereutes procyonoides (raccoon dog), 7102 nucleotides. RefSeq names its product sorting nexin 29 (gene SNX29). The transcript has 21 exons. The record is from RefSeq and is a predicted model, not a curated record. Gene Ontology annotation, molecular function: phosphatidylinositol binding. NCBI's taxonomy places the organism in Eukaryota, Metazoa, Chordata, Mammalia, Carnivora, Canidae. The coding region runs from base 68 to 2521 and encodes 817 amino acids.
CUGUCUGGAGCCCGGCGGCGGCGGCGGCGGCGGCAGCGGUGGCGGCGCAGGCACCGGGAGCGGCACCAUGAGCGGACCACAGAACAAUGACCUGAAAAGACAGUUUCUGCUGGAGCGUCUGCUGGAUGCAGUGAAACAGUGCCAGAUCCGCUUUGGAGGGAGAAAGGAGAUCGCCUCAGAUUCUGACAGCAGGGUAACCUGUCUGUGUGCCCAGUUUGAGGCCGUCCUGCAGCAUGGCCUGAAGAGGAGCCGGGGAUUAGCACUAACGGCGGCUGCGAUCAAACAGGCAGCAGGCUUUGCCAGCAAGACCGAAACAGAGCCGGUGUUCUGGUUCUAUGUGAAGGAGGUCCUCAGCAAGCACGAGCUGCCUCGCUUCUACUCCCUGCACCACAUUGCCUCGGAUGUGGGCCGCGGCCGGGCCUGGCUGCGCUGUGCCCUCAAUGAACACUCUCUGGAGCGCUACCUGCACAUGCUCCUGGCCGACCGUAGCAGGCUCAGCACUUUUUAUGAAGACUGGUCUUUUGUGAUGGAUGAAGAAAGAUCUAGCAUGCUUCCUACCAUGGCAGCAGGUCUGAACUCUAUCCUCUUCGCAAUUAACAUCGACAACAAGGAUUUGAAUGGGCAGAGUAAGUUUGCUCCCACCGUCUCAGACCUCUUAAAGGAGUCAACACAGAAUGUGACCUCCUUGCUGAAGGAAUCCACACAAGGAGUGAGCAGCCUUUUCAGGGAGAUCACAGCAUCCUCUGCUGUCUCCAUCCUCAUCAAACCUGAGCAGGACACCGACCCCCUGCCUGUUGUGUCCAAGCAUGUCAGCGCUGAUGCCAAAUGUAAAAAGGAGCGGAAGAAGAAAAAGAAGGUGACCAACAUUAUCUCAUUUGAUGAUGAGGAAGAGGAGCAGAACUCUGGUGAUGUUUUUAAAAAGAUACCCGGGGCAGGGGAGAGCUCAGAGGAGAACUCAGACCGCUCCUCCAUCAAUAUCAUGUCUGCCUUUGAAAGCCCCUUUGGCCCAAAUUCCAACGGAAGUCAGAGCAGCAGCUCAUGGAAAAUCGAUUCUCUAUCUCUGAAUGGGGAGUUUGGGUACCAGAAGCUCGAUGUGAAAAGCAUUGAUGAUGAAGAUGUGGAUGACAACGAGGAUGAUGUGUAUGGGAACAUGUCAGGAAGGAAGUGCCUGGGCCAUUCAGGGUCACCUGAGAAGCCGCUGGAUGGGAACACCCACCUCUCCCAGAUGCACAGCUGGGCUCCUCUGCAGGUGCUGCACGGUGAUGCCGAAGUCCUCUUUCCGGUCAGCGGAGUGGGCUCCUACAGCCCUGCAGAUGCCCCCCUCGGAAGCCUGGAGAACGGGACAGGACCAGAGGACCACAUUCUCCCGGAGCCCAGCCCCCGGUACAGUGUGGAAGCCAGUCCUCCCGGCCAGGGAAGCCCUCUGAGCAGCCUGUUACCUUCUGCCUCCGUGCCAGAGUCGAUGACAGUUAGUGAACUUCGACAAGCCAUCGUGGCCAUGAUGAACAGGAAAGACGAGCUGGAAGAGGAGAACAGGUCUUUGCGGAACCUGCUUGACGGUGAGAUGGAGCACUCUGCGGCCCUGCGGCAGGAGGUGGACACCUUGAAAAAGAAGGUGGCUGAGCAGGAAGAGAGGCACGUCCUGAAGAUCCAGGCGCUGGCAAGAGAAAACGAGGUGCUCAAAGUCCAACUGAAGAAAUACGUUGGAGCUGUCCAGAUGCUGAAAAGAGAAGGUCAGACAGCUGAAGUUGUACCAAAUCUUUGGAACGUUGAUGGAGAAGUUACAGUCACUGAGCAGAAGCCGGGUGAAGUGGCCGAGGAGCUGGCGAGCUCCUAUGAAAGAAAACUCAUCGAGGUGGCGGAGAUGCACGGUGAGCUGAUUGAAUUCAACGAACGCCUGCACAGGGCUCUGGUGGCCAAGGACGCCCUCGUGUCUCAGAUGAGGCAGGAACUCAUUGACCUGCGGGGACCGGUGCCUGGAGAUUUGAGUCAAACAUCUGAAGACCAGAGUUUGUCGGAUUUUGAAAUAUCAAACCGGGCACUGAUCAAUGUGUGGAUCCCGUCAGUGUUUCUCCGGGGCAAAGCAGCGAACGCCUUUCACGUCUAUCAGGUCUACAUCCGGAUAAAAGACGAUGAAUGGAAUGUCUAUCGGCGGUACACAGAGUUUAGGAGUUUGCACCACAAGUUGCAGAACAAAUACCCUCAAGUGAGGGGCUACAGCUUCCCACCCAAAAAGGCCAUUGGAAACAAGGAUGCCAAGUUUGUGGAGGAGCGGAGGAAGCAGCUCCAGAACUACCUGCGCAGCGUCAUGAACAAGGUCAUCCAGGUGGCUCCCGAGUUUGCCGCCAGCCCCAAGAAGGAGACCCUCGUGCAGCUGAUGCCCUUCUUUGUUGACAUUACCCCUCCUGGAGAACCACUGACCAAGAACAGCCGCCCCAAAGUGGCUUCCCGCUUCCCCAAGCUGUCCCGAGGUCACCCCAGAGAGACCCGCAACGUGGAGCCCCAGAGCGGCGACCUCUGACCUCAGCCGAACCCCAGACUUGGGCCCUCUGUGCUGCGCCAGCUGCCUCUGCCCAGCCCCUCCGCGUCUGACCUGGCCACCGCAGCUGGCCCCUCCGCCCUGGAGUGACCACCACGUCCACCUGGCGAUCCCCCGGAGAGCACACCUUCCCCAGCAGUCCUUGACACUGAUUAAACUGGUCAGUCUCAGAGGGCAAGGAGGCUCCUCGCCGGACAGAUUCGGACGCACGGGCACCCUCCCGGGGUCGGCCCGUUCCCUCCCUCCAGCUCAGGGGCCAGCAGGAAGGUGGGCGCCCCGUGGAGCUCGGAGCCCCUGGGUGGAGAUGCACAACUGAGGUUGGUCAGCAGCCACCUCUUGACUCCUUCCCCCGUGGGAAUCAGGAUGACUGUUACCCUUCUUUUUCUUUUCAUGUAACUGCCUGCUACAACCUAUGGACGCAUGCAGUUAGAGCGGGGAGGUCCUGUGCCUCCCCGUUUUACUCCCUACCAGUGGCCCGAAGACACCCUGGUUGUAGAAAUUGUGGCCAGUGGCAGCUCACGUGGCCUCCUCAAGGGAGACAGCCCCAUGACUUUCUCGUGAAGGAGCCACGAGUGACGCUGAACUGGGGUGCUUAGAGCACUGCCCCCGAGCUCCCCAGGUGGGCUCUGGAGGGGCCAGCCCGCAGCGGCAGCCUGGUGACCCCAGGUUGGAGAGCCCAGGUUGUCCAGAACUCUGGGGCCUGACCUCACAAGCCACGAGGUCUCGAGGUCGUGGGAGAGGCUUGGGGCCCUCGGCGCAGCCCCCCGUGAGCUUAGAACAGAUCACGGUCCUUGCUGACAGAUGCGUCCCCACACCCCGUGCCCCCACCCCAACCCACGCAGCCCUGCCCAGCCCCGGCACUGCCCGGCAGCUGGCUCCAUAGACGGCAGCAUCCCGGAGCAUGUGCUUAGCCGCAGAGUGCAGCCAGGAGCUCGGGUUCCGGGGAAGGACCGAGCAGCCCCGUGGGUGCAACAGCAGCCUGAGGCAGGUGGAGAGGGCAAAGCAUGCACGGACGCUCCCCAAAACAGUUUCAGCUCCCACCUGGGACUGAGGAAACCUCUGGAAAGCCUCACCUGAAAGGUUUCUGCUGUGCAUCCCCGGCGGCCAGAAGGAAGAAGAAAGGAUUCAGGGCAGUCACAGGAAGCUGAGGUGACAUUGGGACCAGAGGCCACGUGAGCAGGAUGAACCCGCUGUCCUCCGUGGGCCGAGGGGACCUGAGACACCGUGUCCCUGAAAGGCAAUACAGGGUUGCUUCCUUUAAGCUCCGGGUCCCACGGGGCCGGUUGGUCCCCUCCCAGGCUGCACGAGCACAGUUGUCCUGGACAGAGCCAACCCUGAAGGCUCAAGCUGCCCCAGUCCUGCUUCCCGAGGGUGGUUUACUGCUCCCCACGACGCCGGCUGGGAGACUGCCCCUGCACUGCCUGUCUCCUGUGUUCCCCUUGGAGACAGAGGGGAGCCUCUGUGGCUCACGUCCCCCAUGGCUGAGGGUUCUGCUCAACCAGCCUGUUUGAGCACUGGACCCACAACACCCUGAGUGUGAAUCUAGCUUCACCUUCUCCAAAAUCCCCACCAGAAACCUUCGACAUUCUGCAGAGGUUAAAAAAAAAAAAAAAGUGCCCAUAGUAAGGGACAGAUGCUAAGCCUUGAGAAAUAAUGACACACUCAGCCUGUAUUUACAAAAGGAGAAACUGCCUAUUUUUUUUAAAGCUUAAUUGUUCAUGGAAAACUUGCCCUGCUCUCCUGAAAUCAGAUGGAAGAGCAUGUUCCUGGGACCACACGUGAACCAUCCGGGCUGCUUGCUCUGUGCACUCCCUUCUCGUGAUGUGGUGGGAAUCUUAGAACCACGUUCAGCACACAGGCCACCUCCCCAAUUUCAGCUCAGAUAUACAUGUGACACACACAUGACACUAACUCCUUAAAGCCUUAACUCUGGAGUCAUAGAAUGUUCUGCAGUGGUACAUCCAUCCAGCUGCUCAGAUACCACCGCUCCCUAGUGUGGUGGGAUGGACACAGAGCAGGGGAAGAACCAGACCCAGGUCCAGCCGGGUGCAGACUACAAUGUGAUGCACAAAAUGCUCCCCCCGGCCCCCCCACGCCAUGUCGUCUGCUGCCCUUCCAUCUGACCCAGUUCAGAGGGCUGGCUGGCCCCUGCCCUGCACACCACCCACUCAGCCCCAUGACUCGUCAGAGGGAAAGACAGUGCUAUGGAGAGAACCCGCAGAUGUUGCUCCUGUCUCUUGGAUCCAGGAAGAGGACCCAUUGGUGCCUCCAAAGUUAGCACCUGAGGAAGGCUGCGGGGCCCACCCGGGAUAGCGCAUCACAUCCCCUGGCAGGCACCUGGCAGUCACCUGUAACACCAAGAGCCACCACCUCCAGGGCUUUCUGGCUACAAAGGGAUCACCUGGUCAAGACAAAACCAUCUUCUGAGUCGUCCCUAGCAAAAGAGGGAGGGACACGGAUGAAGUCUGCGGGCACACGCUCUGCUCCACAGCGACGCUCCUGAGCUCCCAGCUGACUGCUCCGUUGUCGGCAGUAGCAGGGUGUGGGUCAUGCCUUUGAAAACCAGAGGCAAUCACAGCUGUUGACAUUCGCAGCCUAGCACAGCUGCAGAUCCUGCCCAGAGGCCACCGUCAGGGGAGGCCUCAGGGUCAGGACCAGGAACAGAGUUCCCAGCCAGCCCCGCGGAUCAGAAGCUGCCCUGCUUACUUCCCAGCCCCCAGAACUGGGUCUCUGGCUGGAACACACUAGUUUUCUCUUUUUCUCAGCUCCACAGGGGACCGUUCACUCACCUGAGGCCCCGGGCACAGGGCCCCAACCGCCCCCCAGCUGCCCACUUUCAGCCAGGGUACCAGCCAGGCCUGGUCCUCCGGGGUACCAGCAGGCUCCCCUCCCCAUCAGUCUCCUCAUGCCUCAGCCCGGCUCCCUCGUAUGGCACCAGAACCCAUCCCCUGUGGGGCACUCCACUCCCGAGAGGCCCUCUUACAGCCUGCAGCUGCCAGUGGAAGACCCGGCAAGGCCCCGCCUGCCCAGAAACAGCAGACCAGCCAGCAGGCAGCCCCGGAACGGGUGCACCUCCAUCUCAGUUUCAACCCCAAAGGCAAUAAUCGUCUUGACCUUUCCCCAGUGCUUGACUCAGGACUGCACCACACAUUGGGCUCUGCCCCCAGCUGGGGACGCGGUAGACAGAGGGUGCUUCCGGCAGGCAGGCAUCUAUCUGCUCAUGAGCAGGGUCUUGGACAACGAUUAUUUUUCAAAAUAUUUUGCAUUGUUUCAUUAAAGCUAACAUUAAAUAUUUGCUGUUGGGUUUGGCUUCUGUGCUAAUUUUGCACAAUUGUAGCACUGUAUAUUUUAUCUAACAUUUCUGUGCCAAAAAGUUCGUCUUCAUGUUUCUGUAACACGUGGUUUUGAUUAGGUUUCUAAAAUAAAAUUUCAGCUACUGGAUCAGCAGGGAUGAGGGUAGAGGUGCGCUCAGACCCCACCAGCUCUGGGCUCCUCCUGCUGCUGCCCAGAUGCACCUGCUCAAUUCAAUGCUGUGUCUCUCACCUGCCCCCCAGCCAGGAAGCACUGUGGUGUACGGGCCUGCUUGUGACCCUCUUGGGCAAGGAGCCUCUACUCUUGCAGCAAAAUCUUAACACGUCGCAUGGGCUUCCUCACAUACCUAAUGAGUUUCUUUAGGGAAAAACAAAAAUCUGAUUUCUCUAAAGGAUGGCUGAGCACCUCAUUGGUAGAAAAUGCCGAAUUCACUAGUGUUUGGAGGUCCAGGGGUUCUGUUCUUAUGGGCACAUGAAUGCUUCUCCAUCACGACUGGAAAACCACUAGCUGACCUGCCCCCCUCAGAGCCUGAUCAGGUCUAGCUUCCUGCCUUCCCAAACUGCAGGCAGAGAGGCCACCCGUUCACUUUUAGAGGUUCUUCCCACCGUCAAUAGACAACCAUGGAGGGGAGAGGCGCUUGCAAAAAAUUGGGACGGAGGCCACGGAAGGAUACAAGACCACAGACUGCACAUUUGCACCCAGGAUCACUGAGAGGAACCUGGACAACAUGCAUUUCCAAGGGAGGGGGGAGUGGAGCUCGUUAGGAUGUUUUCUUAUCUAGGAUUCAGCCUAGAAAGAACGUCUUUACCUCUGCAGCCUCAGCUUCACCAUCGCUGGCAUCACUUUGCUCACCUUAGCAGGUACGGACUUCCUGGAGGAGGGAGACUUGUGAAUGCAGGAGCAGGGGGCCCAGCGGGGAGGCUGUCUACCCUGAAGGGUCUCCCGCCACUGACCGGGUCCCUGUGAGCCCUCUGCUGGGAGGAAUAUGGCCACAUAUUGGGAGUCGAGUCCACUGUCUGGAUGCACGUGGGGCCUAACAGUCCGCAUAUUUGCUCUGAAACGUGUAGUAUUAUGUUAACUACCCUUUUAUGUUAAGGUUUACACAAUAGGAUUUUUAAACAAAUGUGUUUAAUUUUCUAAAGUCUCUUGUAUUAAUCUUUUCUUUUGGAAUAAGCUGUGGUAAUUUUGUUACAAUCUGGUUCAGAUACACCUCUUUACAAUGAAAAUAAAAAGUCACAUUUUAUAAAUUAG